This is a messenger RNA of Arctia plantaginis, 5562 nucleotides long. The record is from the annotation of a GenBank genome assembly. NCBI's taxonomy places the organism in Eukaryota, Metazoa, Arthropoda, Insecta, Lepidoptera, Erebidae.
AUGGGAUCUCACAUCUUUUUUUUACUGCUGUAUAUAAUUGCGGUGGCAGCAGAUACUUGUGAUAAUCGACAGAAGACAGCCUUCCCCCACGAAGAUGACUGUGAGAAGUAUUAUUAUUGCAGAAGAGGAACUCUGGUGGGAGGGAAAUGCCCUCCUGGACUUAUUUUUGAUAUAGAAAAAAACGCAUGUCGAGAUUCUUCUUUAGCGAAAUGUAACAGAAGAAAAAUACCAAGUGUACCACUGUGUGUUACAUACCCUUCAACAACUGAAACUCCCUGGCCAGUCUGCAACGACACCUCAAAGAUCGAACUCCUGCCAGACGUCGAAGACUGUCAGUACUACUACAUCUGCAUCUGGGGAGACAGAGUCCACAGGAAAUGCUUAAACGAUUGGUAUUUCAGCUUUUCUAAGCUGAUAUGCUUACCAGAAUACAAAGCGGACUGCGCAGAGCCAACAACAACGUUUGCCCCAACAGUCUUCACAACAUCAACCACUAAAGAGAUAUCUCCAACAACAGCCUUAACAACAACAAACACUGAAGAGACAGCUCCAAAAACAGUCUUCACAACAACGACUACGGAAGAAACAGCUCCAACAACAGUCUUCACAACAACGACCACAGAAGAGACACCUCCAACCACAGUCUUCAUAACAAGGACAACAGAAGAUAUAUCUCCAACAACAGUCUUCAUAACAACGUCAACAGAAGAGCCAGCUCCAACAACAGUCUUCACAACAUUGACCAAAGAAGAGAUAGCUUCAACAACAGUCUUCACAACAACGACCACGGAAGAAACAGCUCCAACAACAGUCUUUACAACAACGACCACAGAAGAGACACCUCCAACCACAGUCUUCAUAACAAGGACAACAGAAGAUAUAUCUCCAACAACAGUCUUCACAACAACUACCACAGAAGAUAUUUCUCCAACAACAGUCUUCACAACAACGACCACGGAAGAAACAGCUCCAACAACAGUCUUCACAACAACGACCACAGAAGAGACACCUCCAACCACAGUCUUCAUAACAAGGACAACAGAAGAUAUAUCUCCAACAACAGUCUUCACAACAACGACCACAGAAGAGACACCUCCAACCACAGUCUUCAUAACAAGGACAACAGAAGAUAUAUCUCCAACAACAGUCUUCACAACAACUACCACAGAAGAUAUUUCUCCAACAACAGUCUUCACAACAACGACCACGGAAGAAACAGCUCCAACAACAGUCUUCACAACAACGACCACAGAAGAGACACCUCCAACCACAGUCUUCAUAACAAGGACAACAGAAGAUAUAUCUCCAACAACAGUCUUCACAACAAUUACCACAGAAGAUAUAUCUCCAACAACAGUCUUCACAACAGAAACUAUAGAAGAGACAACACCAACAACAGUUUUCAUAACAACGACAGCAGAAGAUAUAUCUCCAACAACAGUCUUCACAACAACGACCACAGAAGAGAUAGCUCCAACAAAAGUCUUCACAACAACGACCACGGAAGAAACAGCUCCAACAACAGUCUUCACAACAACGAUCACAGAAGAGACACCUCCAACCACAGUCUUCAUAACAAGGACAACAGAAGAUAUAUCUCCAACAACAGUCUUCACAACAGCAACUAUAGAAGAGACAACACCAACAACAGUUUUCAUAACAACGACAGCAGAAGAUAUAGCUCCAACAACAGUCUUCACAACAACGUCUACAGAAGAGACAGCUCCAACCACUGUCUUCAUAACAAGCACAACAGAAGAUAUAUCUCCAACAACAGUCUUCACAACAACGACCACAGAAGAGGCACCUCCAACCACAGUCUUCAUAACAACGUCUACAGAAGAGACAGCUCCAACAACAAUCUUCAUAACAAUUACCACAGAAGAUAUAUCUCCAACAACAGUCUUCACAACAGCAACUAUAGAAGAGACAACACCAACAACAGUUUUCAUAACAACGACAGCAGAAGAUAUAUCUCCAACAACAGUCUUCACAACAACGACCACAGAAGAGAUAGCUCCAACAACAGUCUUCACAACAACGACCACAGAAGAGACACCUCCAACCACAGUCUUCACAACAACGUCUACAGAAGAGACAGCUCCAACCACAGUCUUCAUAACAAGCACAACAGAAGAUAUAUCUCCAACAAUAGUCUUCACAACAACGACAACAGAAGAAAUAUCUCCAACAACCGUCUUCACAACAACGGCCACAGAAGAUAUAUCUCCAACAACAGUCUUUACAACAACGACCACAGAAGAGACAACUCCAACAACAGUGUUUCCAACAACGCCAAAAGAUUUCCUGCUCUGCGGUAGACGUGACAAAUGGUUAAAACCCGACUACACCGACUGCAGUUACUACUACCAGUGUCUAAAUGGGUAUUUAUACCACCAGAAAUGUCCACCAUACUUCCUCUUCAGCCCCGUAUUCUUGAGAUGUCGCCUGGGGGAGACGGUUAAUUGCCAUGUAACCACCAAAGAUAAAACACCAGUAUCUGAUGUCAUACGAAAUGGCUGCGGCAAUGAGCCCUGGUUAAAACCUGAUACUAAGGAUUGUAGAUUUUAUUAUCAAUGUAAAGAUGGUUAUAUUAACAGAAAGAAAUGCCCUGAAAACUUUCUCUUCAGUCAGGCGUCACGAACUUGCGUGCAUAAAACUGAAGCCAACUGUACAUAUAAUACGAGAUUUAGGAAAAUCUUAGACACUGCAAAAUCAACAACAACUGCGGGUGAAGCAACAGAAACUCCAACAGCAACAGCUAUGAGUGAAACAAAAGAAUCUUCAACAACAAGAACUGCUGGUGAAACAACAGAAUCUUCAACAACAAGAACUGCUGGUGAAACAACAAGAACUGUUGGUGAAACAACAGAAUCUUCAACAACAACAACCCAACAACAGGAACUAGAGUGUUCUGUUGAAGACUUAUGGAUAAAACCGGACCCAAGGAAUUGCAGUUAUUAUUAUUUUUGUGUCAAUGGACUGCUACAACAUUACAUGUGUUCUACAUUUGCCCUCUUUAGUCCUGUAGAACUGAGAUGCGUCGACAAAAACGCUGCAGGCUGCCUUGUGAACAGUACAGAAGAAUUCACAACAAUCACUUAUACAAAUACAGUUAUUAAAAGCAGUUCAACCACUUCAUCAGAUUCUAGUACAAGUAUAGAAGGAACAAUAAUCGUUACGACAGAAGCUAAUAUACAUAAUACAGAAGGUGUCCCAGUCACUCCAUCGGAAUCUAUUGUCAGUGCAGGAAGUGUCUCCGUCGUUCCAUUAGAAUCUAGUACAGAAGGUGUCCCAGUCAUUCCAACCGUAUCUAGUGCUAGUACAGGAGGUGUCUCAGUCGUUACAUUAGAAUCCAGUACAGACGGUGUUCCAGUCAUUCCAACUGUAUCUAGUGCUAGUGCAGGCGAUGUCUCAGUCGUUAUUUUAGAAUCUAGUACAGAAGAUGUUCCAGUCACUCCAACAGUAUCUAUUACAGAAGGUGUCCCAGUCCCUCUAAUAGUAUCUAAUGCUAGAGCAGAAGAUGUCUCAGUCGUUACAUUACAAUCUAGUACAGAAGAUGUCCGAGUCACUCCUACAGUAUCUAGUACAGAAGGUGACCCAGUCACUCCAACAGUAUCUAGUGCUAGUGCAGGAGGUGUCUCAGUCACUCAAUCGGAAUCUGUUGCCAGUGAAGGAGGUGUCUCCGUCAAUUCAUUAGAAUCUAGUACAAGUAUUGAAGGUAUCCCAGUCAUUCCAUCGGCAUCAGAGAUUAAAACAGAAUCAGAUUCUAUUAUAAAUAAAGAACUUGUUCCUAGAAAGGAAGAAAAUGAUGUCACUAUGGAAUCAUCAACAAAAACAGAUGAGAAUGAAAAACAAUCGAAUAGAAAAAAAUUAUCUAAGACUAGCGGGGAGUUAGAAGAAGAAUGUGACAUAUUUAGUACAUGGUCCAAACCAGAUAUGACUAGCUGCAGGCGUUACUUCUUGUGUAUUUAUGGUGAAAUCACUCAUAGACAAUGUCCUGGGGAUUAUGAAUUUAAUCCCAUUGAUUUGAAAUGUCAACCAAAACAACAGGCUGGAUGUGAUAUUCACGUUUUCACGGAUUUAUCUAAGACAGUAACACCUGUACAGCCUCAACCAACACAACCAGAAAGAUAUGCACAUUCUUGGACCGAAGCUCAGACCACAGUUAUCAAAUGUGAGGACUCUUCGCAGACAUACCGACCAGAUCCUGAUGACUGUACGAAGUAUUACAUGUGCUUCUAUGGUACUCUUUAUAUUAAAUCUUGUCCAGAAGGAUUGGAGUUCAGCAAGUCACAAUUGAUGUGCCUACCCCCCAGCCAAGCGAAAUGCAACUCUAUCUGCAAAGCCAACGGCAUUUACUUCGCUGCAAAUCCAACUGACAAUACAAAAUACUACAUAUGUUUUAACAAAAAUUCGCUUCCACAAAAAUGUCCACAUAACUUUGUUUUUGAUACUACAAUUAUGGCAAAAAAUUACACACGGACCAACACAAGUGAGAUUCACAAAGAAGAUUUAUUAAACGUAAUAGAAAAUAAUAACAUAAAAGUAGAAUAUAAAGAAACCAAUAUAAUUCCUAACUUAAGCAAUAAAAUUGUUAUAAAUCCUAUAGCUGACAAUUCUGUAAUUUAUUCAUUAAACAAUUCAAUUGAUAAAGACAAAUGGUCCAAAGAAGAUGAUAGUCUAGAACUGCUCAUUGUACCCAGUGCCGAUAAUGAAUUCUUGGGCGAUGAUAAUCAUGAUUCUGAAAAUAAUACAAUGCCAGCAAAAAUAGUUGAUUUUUUGACAAAGCCAGAAAAGAAUAAUAACCCUUUAAUCAAACUUAAAGAAAAGAUUAAAGGCAAAAACAAAAGCAAUGUAACAAGGGAAUCACUUUUAGUAAUUCCAAGUAUUCACAAUAAUAAAACAAAUAACUAUACGACAGCCAAUAUCGAUAAGGAACAAAAGAAAAAUGAAAUUUUAGCAAAUAGACAAAUGAAAAAGGAUUUAAUAAAUGUGACUGAAAAAUUAAAUACUGAGACUACAAAUACAGUGAAUAUUAAAACAACAGUAGUUCUGCCAAUUCAUGAAAAUACAAUACUAAUCAAAGUAAACAGAACCAAUACCAAUGACAGUCUUCCUGAAGGAAAUAUCAGUAAAAAUGUUUCUAAUAACUUAAUAACCAUUAUGACAAGUAAUUCCAUGGUAGAUAAAAAGAGGAAUAUAGUAUUAAAGUCUGAUGAAAAAGAAAAAGAUGAUAUCGAUGGAGAAAUAACUGUCCAGAAUUCAGCUGUUAAUAAGAGAGUUAGUAAACAAGAGACAAACACAAAGUACGAAAUAGAAGAAAGUGGACUUAUGAGUGAGGAUCAGGUUAUGCAAGAAUCUAAAAGUUAUGAAUUAUCUUCUUCUGGCUCUCUUCCUCAUAGACAGGCUAAAAGGGAAUUAGGAAAAAAACUACCUUUGCCAUCAUUUGUUGGAUUAUUAGAACCUUUUAAUAAAAAAGCUCCAUCAAAACCUAAGGCUAGUCGUGACUUCUCUGAUUUAAUGGACUUAGAGCCAAUUAUACUGGACAAUAAAUUUUAG